Aspergillus versicolor CBS 583.65 is the source of this 1326-nucleotide messenger RNA. RefSeq lists its product as uncharacterized. The transcript has 4 exons. Lineage: Eukaryota; Fungi; Ascomycota; Eurotiomycetes; Eurotiales; Aspergillaceae. Gene Ontology annotation, cellular component: cytosol. Gene Ontology annotation, molecular function: pyridoxal phosphate binding; transaminase activity. Bases 1 to 1326 code for a protein of 441 amino acids. The record is from RefSeq and is a predicted model, not a curated record.
AUGUACCGCCAGCUUCGGCAGAGACCUCUGACUAUCGUUGGCAGUGAAGGUAAUUACCUGAUCACCAAAGAGGGUUUGAAGAUCUUCGAUGCGACUAGUGGGGCGGUUGUCUCCUGUUUGGGCCACAGCGACGAAAGAGUCCAUGAUGCUAUCAUGAAGCAGCUCAAGAGGGUUCCAUAUUGCUACUCGCUAUUUUUCACCAACGAUGCUGCAGAGAAGCUCGCGACGAUGCUGUCCCAGUCCACAGGCGGGAAAAUGUCCCGCGCGUUUAUCGUUAGUUCUGGAACUGAGGCUAUGGAAGCAGCCAUUAAGAUGGCCUUGCAGUAUUUCCGCGAGUUGCCCACCCCGCAGCCUCAACGGACCAAGCUCAUCGCACGCAAGCUUUCUUACCACGGGAACACUCUCGGAUCCCUUGCCCUGGGCCACCACCAGGGCCGGCGAGCGCCUUACGAGAGUAUCUUGUCGAGCAAUAUCACUCACGUCUCUCAGUACCACCCCUAUCGCGAUAUGCUGCCUUCCGAGUCACCCAAGGCUUACGUCGCGCGAUUAGCCCAGGAACUUGAGGAUGAGUUCCAAAGGCAAGGACAAGAUACCAUUUGCGCGGUAGCCCUGGAGACUAUGGCGGGAUCCACUUUGGGAUGUGUCCCGCCUCUUCCAGGAUAUUUAAAGGCCAUGAAAGAAGUAUGUGAGCGCCACGGGGCCCUUCUUAUUCUGGACGAGGUGAUGUGUGGAAUGGGCCGUACUGGAACCCUGCAUGCCUGGGAGCAGGAGGGUAUUGUUCCCGACCUUCAGGCUGUUGCAAAAGGCCUCGGAGCUGGAUACUGCCCUAUUGGAGCCCUGCUCAUUAACGAGCAUGUGGUAAACACCCUGACCAAGGGCACUGGUGCCUUUGUGCACAGCCAGACAUACCAAGGACACCCAGUUGCCUGUGCUGCAGCUUGCAAAGUCCAGGAGAUUAUACAAAGCGACAGCCUCCUUGCAAAUGUUCGCAAAAUGGGGGAAUAUCUUGGCCAGCAGUUGAAGGCCCGUCUUUCUGAUCACCCACACGUGGGGGAUAUCCGUGGUCGGGGUCUGUGGUGGGCAGUGGAAUUUGUUCAAAACAAGGAAACGAAAGAGCCUUUCCCACCCUCUAAGGGCCUUGCCUUUGCGCUUCACGCGACAGGGCUAAAAUCGGAACAUCGGAUCUCAUUAAUGCCUGGAAAUGCUGGUGUGGACGGUGUAAAGGGAGAUCAUAUCAUCAUUUCUCCUCCUUACAAUGUCACAAAAUCUGAUGUGGAUUUCAUUGUUGAGAAAACAGCCGACGUGAUCCAGGAGGUGUUGGGCUAA